AUGCGUUUUCAAACCAUUUUCGUGGCUAUACUUAGCCUGAUCGUCGGUGCUCAUGCCUACUGGCUCGAGCAGAUUUCUCACCAAGGUGUCGCACCUUUUGCAGGAUCUGGAUAUGCUGUCUUCCGUAACGUAAAGGAUUAUGGUGCCAGAGGUGAUGGUGUUACAGAUGAUACUGCUGCAAUCAACGCCGCCAUCACGGCGGGUGGUAAUCGUUGCGGAAAGGGUUGCGAAUCGACAACCCAGACACCUGCCGUUGUGUACUUUCCAGCAGGGACAUACUUGAUUUCGUCUUCAAUCGUCCCCUAUUACUUCACCCAGCUUGUAGGAGAUCCAACUUCUCGACCAGUUCUGAAGGCGACUGCCGGCUUUCAAGGAUUCGGCCUGAUCGAUGGAAACCCCUACUAUACAUCAGACCUCAACUGGGUCUCGGUCAAUGUCUUCUACCGUCAAGUGAGGAACUUUGUCAUCGAUACCACCAACAUCGCUCCCGGCACGGCUGCGACGGGUAUGCACUGGCCAACCUCACAGGCAACAAGCUUGCAGAACAUCGUCUUCAACAUGCCAACAACCUCGGGUGUCGUACAUGUCGGUCUGUUUAUCGAGAGCGGUUCUGGUGGAUUCAUGAGCGACCUCACCUUCAACGGAGGUGCUACUGGUGCCUCUAUGGGGAACCAACAGUAUACCAUGAGGAACCUUGUCUUCAACAACUGUGGAACAGCCAUCAUACAGCUCUGGAACUGGGGAUGGACGUACAUCAACCUCCAGAUCAACAACUGCGGCAAAGGUAUCGAUAUCUCUGCCGGCGGCUCUUCCGAUCAGGACGUUGGCUCCUUGACCGUCAUUGACAGUACGUUCGUCAACGUGCCUGUUGGUAUCGUGACGGCGUACACCUCGUCUUCCUCGCCAGCCACCGCUGGAAGUAUAGUCCUGGAGAACGUCAGUCUUCAGAAUGUUCCGGUCGCAGUUCAGGGACCAAGUGGCACAUACCUCUCCGGUGGCACGACAACGAUCACGGCUUGGAGCGAGGGGCACAGAUAUACACCUUCAGGACCUCAAAGCGCCCAAGGAGCGAUUACUCCCAACUCCCGACCUUCAGCGCUUCUGGGUAGCAAUGGCAGGUACUACCAACGGUCGAAGCCCCAAUACGAGACGCUGGCAGCGUCCAACUUCGUCAGUGUCCGAAGUGCUGGAGCCAGAGGCGAUGCCCAAGCAGACGAUACCGCUGCGAUCCAGUCUGCCAUCAACAGCGCCGCAUCGGCAGGCAAGGUGGUCUUCAUCGACUUUGGUCUGUACAGACUGACAUCGCCGAUCGUGAUUCCUCCCGGUUCCAAGAUCGUUGGCGAGGGUUAUCCCGUGCUGAUGGCUGCUGGGGGCUAUUGGUCAGACAUCUCGAACCCCAAGCCCGUGAUUCAAGUUGGGUCGACCUCGGGUCAAGUAGGCACGGUCGAGCUGUCCGACUUCGUGGUGGGCACCCAAGGCUCGACCCCGGGUGCCGUCCUGAUCGAAUGGAACCUCGCAUCCAGCGGAACACCGAGUGGCAUGUGGGAUGUCCACACCAGAAUCGGCGGCUUCACCGGCUCCCAGCUACAGGUUGCCCAGUGCCUCAAGAACGCAGGGUCGAGCGCCGUAAACUCGGGCUGCAUCGCCGCCUACAUGUCGAUGCACGUCACCGCGCAGGCGUCGAACCUCUACAUGGAGAACACCUGGCUCUGGACCGCCGACCACGACAUCGACGACGCCGCCAACACGCAGAUCACGCUGUACGCCGGCAGGGGCUUGUACAUCGAGUCGACAAACGGACCGGUCUGGCUCGUCGGCACCGCGGUGGAGCAUCACGUCCUGUAUAACUACCAGUUUGCCAAUACCAAGAACAUCUUUGCCAGCGAGCUUCAAACGGAGACGCCGUACUUCAUGCCUACGCCCAACGCGCUGGUCCCCUUCACGGUCAACACCGCACUCCAGGACCCCAACUUCAGCACUUCCUGCUCAGGUGUAGCCGGUAACUGCGCCGCGGCAUGGGGUCUGCGCAUCGUCAACUCGAACAACAUCCUGAUCUACGGGGCCGGGCACUAUUCCUUCUUCAGCUCGUAUUCGACAACUUGUUCCACGGUCGAGGCCGGUGAGACGUGCCAGUCGCGCAUUGUAUCGCUCGAGGGCACCAUCAGCAACGUGAACAUCUACAACCUCAACACCAUCGGGUCCCUGAGCAUGAUCAACCGAGACGGAACGAGCUUGGCGAGCUGGAGUGAUAAUGUCAACACAUUUGCGGCAAAUAUUGCUGUGUUCAAGAGCGGGUAG
This is a messenger RNA of Neoarthrinium moseri, 2298 nucleotides long. RefSeq lists its product as uncharacterized. Lineage: Eukaryota; Fungi; Ascomycota; Sordariomycetes; Amphisphaeriales; Apiosporaceae. The record is from RefSeq and is a predicted model, not a curated record. Gene Ontology annotation, molecular function: polygalacturonase activity. The transcript has 9 exons. The coding region runs from base 1 to 2298 and encodes 765 amino acids.